Molecule: messenger RNA, 534 nt
Organism: Suillus subalutaceus
Lineage: Eukaryota; Fungi; Basidiomycota; Agaricomycetes; Boletales; Suillaceae
Exons: 2
Coding region: 1-534 (177 amino acids)
Source: RefSeq, a predicted model, not a curated record
AUGUCUGAAACCGCUCAGAAGUCGCAUACCUGCCCACAGAACGCAAGCAAGCAUCCAGGCUUGACUGACCUGCCAGCAAAAGGACAUCAGCGAUGGACUAAGGCCCAGAUAGCAGAGGACAACCAGAUUCUUAAGGAAUCACGCGAAGUCCAAGAGCAGGCAGCGCUGGAGGGGCUGCAACGGCUUGCAACCAUGCAGAAAGAAAUGGAAAAGGUGGAGGAACUCACCAAGUCGAACAUGCCGAAGCCAGCGAGACCUCGUGCCCACCCUGUCGUGAAGCGAACGGCGCCUGAUAAGAAGGUCCUGAUGAAAGGAAACACUGACCUAGAGGAAAGUGGUCGAGACGACAGCAGUCAUGUUCAAGAGGGAAUCAGUGAGAAAUCGAAGACUCAGAAGCGUGGCAAGAUCUCACUUAAGGAUGCCAUCAACAAUGCGCGAGAUCUGAUCGCAACGCCUGGAAUCAGAAGCCAGGAACCACGUUGUGGGUAUCACAACCUGGCAGGCACAUAUAAGAAAAAUGCUCAGCCAGUAUAA